GUCAUUCCUCGGUUGAUCUACGAUUCAUGGCCUACGAGUACGUAUUGUACUGUACUCCAAAGGGRCCAAUGAAUUUUAGGAGUAGGAAACACGUUCUUCGCAAAGAUUAUUCUUUACAGAGCAUACGCGAAACCUUGCAGCGACAUCAGAAAGGAACUAUUGGAUAAAGCAUACAGCUGAAUAACACAGCCUCGAACCCUCAUUGCUCUUGGCACAAUCACAAUUUUUGGCUCGUUAGAUUAAGAUGGAAGACGAAAUCGGGGUCACGGUUGUGUCGGACAAAGACACAAGCAAUGGAACGGUCCCAUCGGAUAUCGAUGUUAAUUCCAGGGACAGAGAGUGCGUCCUGGCAAGCGGCCAGGUAUGCAUUUGUUCGACUUGUGAGGCAACGAGGACACGAAUGCUGCACAGGCUGAGCAGCAAAGAAUCGGUUAGCAAAAAACGCAGUCGUGGUGACUCUAUUGCGCUAUCCGAAAAGAAGAAACCGCGGAACGAGGGAGAGCAGCUGGAAAAGAUGCAAGAUGCAUGCAAGACGAUCUUAGAGUGCAUCGGUGAAGAUCCAUCCCGCGAGGGUCUGUURAAGACACCUUUGAGAUGGGCCAAGGCUCUGAUGUUUAUGACCAAAGGCUACGCUCAGACUUGCCAAGAGGUCACCAACAAUGCUGUGUUUAGCGAAGAUCACGACGAAAUGGUGGUAGUCCGGAACAUUAGCAUACAUUCCCUCUGUGAGCAUCACAUGGUUCCAUUCACCGGACGYAUACACAUCGGUUACAUCCCGAAUGGCAAGGUGAUUGGCUUGUCGAAAUUGGCUCGGAUUGCCGAAGUCUUUGCUAGACGGCUCCAGGUUCAAGAACGCCUUACCAGCCAAAUUGCAGAUGCAAUCGUCGAAGCUGUCGAACCCCUCGGGGUUGCCGUCGUUGUCGAAUGCUCUCACAUGUGCAUGGUAAUGAGGGGUGUACAAAAAGAGGGGACAUCCACAGCCACGUCGUCGGUCCGGGGAUGCUUUCAGAGCAAUUCCAAAACCAGAGCUGAAUUUUUCAGCAUCAUACACGGAAAUGCUCCGAAAUUUUGCUAAACAGAAAGAACGUACGCGAAGGACAACCCCAUKCAUUUUSACUCUCGAGGGUSCCAAUUGGUAUGCACCAUUACCAUUCAAUCCAUCGSACUAUYAUUGAUAACUUAAUACCAUUACUUGAAAUACCUUGUUCAAACAAUAGAGCUGCUUUKGUGGCGGCAAAAUAAUGAUCGAGAUUUACGCUCAGGGUUGUAAAUGUGAGGAUCACUCUUCAUCGUAAACCAUGUAUUAUCUUACGGUACUCUACGGAGCCUAUCAGUAUUUCACAGUAAAUCCAUUAAAAACGA
This is a messenger RNA of Pseudo-nitzschia multistriata, 1362 nucleotides long. The record is from the annotation of a GenBank genome assembly. Lineage: Eukaryota; Bacillariophyta; Bacillariophyceae; Bacillariales; Bacillariaceae.